Messenger RNA from Spodoptera exigua (beet armyworm), 3475 nucleotides. The record is from the annotation of a GenBank genome assembly. NCBI's taxonomy places the organism in Eukaryota, Metazoa, Arthropoda, Insecta, Lepidoptera, Noctuidae.
AUCAGUUGAACACAAUCACACAACGAAGUUGAAAUAAACAAACCGCGUUCAAAUGGGCGUUGCCUUACGUUUUGAUACCGAUAUCUCGCCGAUUACAAAUAGAUAAGCCCUUGUAUACUUUCGCGACAUUGUCCUAAAUCGAAACUAGGGCCUCAGAGAUAAAAAUGUGAUUUCUUUAUACGCUCCCGUGUUUCGUGAAACUUUGUUUUGCACUAAUAUUCUUAUAUAAAAUCUUCGUAACGCUGUGAAAAAAAUAAUAGCUAUUGUUUACGGCGAAUUAAGUUAUAAUUAUACAAGUUUUAAUUCAUAAAACUGCUGAGCACUGCAGUUAAUUGAAGAAGAUUCAUACACAAAUGUACGAUGGUGACUCAUCCAGAAAGUUGUGUGUAACUAAUUUAAUAGCGUGUUCUGUGAUGUGAAAAUGUAUAAAAAGUAUUUAUUAACGUUGUUUUUAUGUGCUAGUGUUGAGAGUCAGUCUAAUAAAGACUUGUAUAAUGGACAAGUGAAUAAUGAAUUUUAUAACUCCCGAGAGCAAAGUUCUCGGUCUUCAAGACUGCCUAGUCCAGGAGACACUGACUAUAGGACGUAUGUGUAUAAUAACAGAAGAUAUGGAACUGAUCCCACAAGAUAUAACCCUUACAACCCUAAUAUAAAUCAGCCGGGAGGAUUCCCAUACAACCCAAUCAAUACAAACCCUUUGGAUGAUCAGUUCAAGUAUAAUAUUAACCGGGACCCAAACAACCCUGAUGCUUUGUUCCCUGGUGUCCUCGGAGGAUGGAGGGAAGAUUUACAAGGCAGAGAGAGGAGAGACUCCAGGCAGCUAAAAAGAGACGUCUUUGUCACUACCAAUUAUGGACAAGUGCAAGGAUUUAAGGUUUAUUUGUACGACAAUCCAGACCCAGACUCAGGGUAUAGACCCUGGCUGUCACCGGUGGAGAGAAUACAGGGAGAAGUGUCAGUUUUCCUAGGGAUACCAUAUGCUAGACCACCAGUUUUGGAAGGAAGGUUCAAGCCACCCCGCACUCAUCCUGGAUGGCAGCUAAUGCAAGCUGUGGACUGGGGUCCAGCCUGCCCCCAACCAGUGCGGUACACCGGCGCCACAAAGGGCAUCAGAGAUAUGGACGAGGACUGUCUCUAUUUGAAUAUAUUUUCGCCCAAUACUGAAGCCGGAGCCACAGCGCAGCGCUACCCAGUAAUGGUGUACAUCCACGGCGGACAAUACUCGUCCGGGGCAUCGAACCUGUUCCCUGCACACAUGCUGGCCGCAUUCUACAAUGUUAUCGUCGUGUCUAUCAACUAUAGACUUGGAGCUUUAGGCUUCCUCUCAACGGGCGACGAGAACUCGCCAGGUAACUACGGUAUCCUCGACCAGGCGAUGGCGUUGCGCUGGGUGUACGACAACAUUACUCCGUUCAAUGGAGACAGGUCCUCUAUCACGCUGUUUGGGCCGGGAGCUGGUGCAGCGUCUGCUGGUCUACUGGCCAUAGCGCCGCAGACUAGGGAUAUUGUUACUAGAGUUAUUGCGCAGAGUGGUUCAGCGCUAGCGGACUGGGCGAUGAUAGAAGAUAAGUUCAGAGUACAGAACACGUCGCUAGUGUUUGGCAGACUGCUCGGCUGUCCCAUCGACUCUUCGUGGAAACUCGUCAACUGCCUGCGCCAAGGCAGAAGCUUCUAUGAACUGGGAAAUGCUGAGUUUCAACCGCACGUAGGCUUCAUACCCUGGGGUCCAGUACUUGAGAACAACUUCACAUUCCCUGGAGACGAGUGGUACGAUGGUUGGAGGGAGAGGGACUGGCAUUUCCUCAAUACAAUGCCCGAGGACCUCAUAAAGAGGAGGCAGUUUAACCCGUCACUGCGAUACAUGACUGGCGUUACUACACAGGAAGCUGCUUAUUAUUUAUAUAAGAACGAAUCCUUAGCCCCAAAAUACGAGAUCUCAGAGCGAUGGUUCAACGAGAAAGUUUGGGAGUUGGUGCAGCGGUACAAUUACACUCUGAACCCGCGCGGCGUGUACGAAGCUAUCCGCUACAUGUACACCUACCACCCCGAGCCUCAUAAUGUCAGCGCUAUCAGAGAUCAGUAUAUACAUCUCCUAUCAGACUUCCUCUACCGCGCGCCAACAGACAAAAUGGUAAAACUGCUCCUCGAACAAAACGUUCCAGUCUACAUGUAUGUUCUAAACACGACUGUGGAAGCCUUCAAGUUUCCAGAAUGGAGACAGUAUGCCCACGAUACUGAACAUUACUUUCUGACUGGUGCACCAUUCAUGGACCAAGAGUUCUUCCCGGUUAAGCAAAGGAUUGAUAACCAACAAUGGACGAACAAUGAUCGAAAUAUGAGCCAUUUUUUCAUGAAGACUUUUUCGGAUUUCGCUAGAUUCGGCAACCCGACUCGCACCCGAGUUCUAGGCCUUCACUUCGAGGUGGCUCAAGCAGGACAGCUCCGCUACCUGAACCUCAACACGACAUACAACUCUACUAUACAGCUCAACUACAGACAGACGGAGCUCGCAUUCUGGACUAUGUAUCUACCCACCGUUAUAGGACGACUUGUGCCUACCUACCCACCUAUUACUGAGUAUUGGUGGGAACCAAAGCAGCCGCUGCAGAUAGCGUUCUGGUCGGUGUCCAGCGCCUGCCUCGUGCUCAUUGUACUGCUCGUCGUAUGCUGCAUGCUAUGGAGAAAUGCCAAGAGGGCUAUACCACCAAAAUGGAAAAUGGUGCCGGCGAUGGAAACUGAUCGUUAUUACGACGGAGAUAUAUUUAUGGUGCCGGAAGUAGAGGAGAGCGGCAUAGACAACACGACGCGGUCCAGAGACAAUAUCUACGAGUAUAGAGAUGUGCCCAUCAAGAAGCCACACACACCACAACCUAUUAGUAGAACUAUAAGUCAACCAGCAACGCUUCAAUCAUCCCGGCCCCCGUCUGAGGCCUCGACGGGAUCGGCUUUAUCCCUCAAAGAAGGAUCUGUGUCCCGAGUACCGGAACCACUGCCAAGAGCCAGAUCCCGAACUCAAAUAGUGCAUGGAAUACCACAGACUACCGUGUAAUGUUUUUUUUAUCAUGUAAGACUUGAUUUUAGUCGUAAGUAAGCAAUAUUUUUUACGAAGUCUUGAACGUAAAGUAUACAUCAGCGAGAUAGCUAUUCUUGACGUAUUUUAUGCGCAUUGUAAAAAUAGAUCAAAUUAAAUUAUCAAUUUAAUUUUCGAGUAUUUUCCAUACUUGAUAAGCUUUUGGACUGAACUAAUUUAUUAUUUUGAAUUAUCAUAUAGGUACCUCAAUACACCCAUGAUGUUAAGAGUUUGGAAUGCGAAAUUUUAUAUUUUAAGGGGUACGAUCUCUUAUAUUGUUCCACGGGCCAUUUUUAAAAGGCUGACAUACAUUGAAUACUAACAGAAUAUGCGAUAUGAUACUUGAAUUAAUUAAGAUUAAUGUAGAGCAGCUUAAAACUUAUGUAUUUUUUAUAGAAACUUGUA